AAGUCAAGCAGACGGCGAAAGAUCACUGGAAACCAGAAACAAUGGAGGCAUGGGACGAGCUCCGGCGAGCACAAACCCGAAUCCUCGAGCGCAUUUCCAACCUCGAGCUCUCUCUCCUCUCCAGGACUUUCGCUUCCUCCUCCUUCGCCGUCUCCUCGCCGCCCGCCGCGAGCGGCGGCGACGCCGCCUCGGCCUUCUCCGGGCAGCUCUCGUCGCCGCUCGCCGUCGCGGCGACUUCGGAUUCCGGCCCCUGCACCGAAGCCCGCCUCUCGGCGAUCCUCAGGAGCGGUGGCGUCGCGGACUUCGCUUUCAAGAGAGUUCCGGGGGAUUACUACGAGCGGUCGUACGAGGAGAGGCAGAGGAUCCUCGGCGCGCACUCGAUCGAUCACCUGUGCAAAAGCAUCGUCGUGGUGAAUACUCAAGCUCCAUCUACUGUCAUUGAUUGCAAGGAUCGAAACAAUUCAAAGUAUUAUGUUGUAGUUGUUCAGUAUACUGCUCGGCUUAAUGCCGAAGCUCUAAAAAACUAUCUUUAUGCACUCAACGAUGGCAAGGUGCCAAAAAAGAAAUUCAAUUUGAGGCUCGCCCCCGAGGAGACAUCCCUGAUGUUGACUGGAUUUGAGCACAACGCAGUAACAUGUAUUGGCAUGAAGACUGAGAUUCCGGUGAUUCUGGAUGAAGCCAUUGUGAAGCUUAAUGCCGAUUUCUUCUGGCUAGGAGGUGGGGAGGUUGAUCUGAAGCUUGGAAUACGGACUCCUCAAUUCAUUGAUUGCGUCAAACCUUUCAUCGUCAGCUGCAGUAUGUGAUUACGCCAAAGGAAAGCUCUAUCAUAUAAGGUCAACAUUUGCUUUCCUGCGAUAUUCAGGUCGGGGUGAUGAUAUUUUCAACACCUCUCUCAUUUUACCAUCAACCAUUUGUCAACUAAUUCAGAGAAAAGCAGUAGCUCCAGCUGUGUUGGUCUGUUAGAACCACCUGAACACAUUUAUUAUUCUUCUAGAUGAUUGGAAUGAUUCGUAGUAAGAAAAUCGGAGAAAGUUAGAAGCAGUUUUUACAAGAAAAGCCAGACCGGUGGCGGUAAUUCUUUCUGACUAGUGUCUUGCAUCCUGAAUCACUGUGUCCAUUCCAACGUGGUCUGUGGACAAUGGACAUAUGCCUAUUUAGUACUCUGUCAGAUCUUUGUCUCCCCGGUGUCAUUGGCUUUCAGGAGAAUGUCAGUAUUAGUUCUAUGUACUCGCUGUCAUCCUUUGAAUUUGAUCCUUCGACUUUAAGUUUUUGUUCGA
Molecule: messenger RNA, 1277 nt
Organism: Syzygium oleosum
Lineage: Eukaryota; Viridiplantae; Streptophyta; Magnoliopsida; Myrtales; Myrtaceae
Exons: 5
Coding region: 42-803 (253 amino acids)
Molecular function (GO): aminoacyl-tRNA deacylase activity
Source: RefSeq, a predicted model, not a curated record